GGCUGCGGUCGGAGCCCAGCCCUGGCGCAGUCCCUGCCGCGCCGAUCCGGGCCGAGCCCCUCCGAUCCGGGCCGGGCCGAGCCGAGUCUGGUCGAGCCUAGCCGAGUCUAGCCGAACCGGGCCGGGCCGAGCCGAGCCGAGCCAGGUCGGGCCGGGCCGGGCCGAGUCGGGCCAGGCUGGGCCGAGCCUAGCCGGGCCGAGCCGCGGCGGCGAUGCGCGCUCCCGCCCCGCCGGCACCGGCUGCCCGCGGCGGCGGCUGAACCGAACCGGCUGGUGCGAGGCUGCCUUGCGGGCUGAGCACCGUGGGGCCGUGGGGGCGCCACCAUGGCGAAGCGGGAGCCCAGCACCAGCCCCGUGGUGCGGCAGAUUGACAAGCAGUUCCUGGUGUGCAGCAUCUGCCUCGACCGCUACCGCAACCCCAAGGUGCUGCCCUGCCUGCACACCUUCUGCGAGAGGUGUCUCCAGAACUAUAUCCCGCCCCAGAGCCUGACCCUGUCCUGCCCCGUGUGCCGCCAGACCUCCAUCCUGCCUGAGAAGGGUGUCGCGGCCCUGCAGAACAACUUCUUCAUCACCAACCUCAUGGAGGUGCUGCAGCGGGACCCCGAGAGCGCCGGCCUCCACCCUGGUCCGGGGCUGGACCCCGUCAGUGCUGUCACUGGCCAGCCCCUCUCCUGCCCCAAUCACGAGGGCAAGGUGAUGGAGUUUUACUGCGAGUCGUGCGAGACGGCCAUGUGCCACGAGUGCACGGAGGGGGAGCACCGGGAGCACGUGACGGUGCCGCUGCGUGAUGUGGUGGAGCAGCACAAGGCGGCCCUGCAGCAGCAGCUUGAUGCCAUCAAGAGCAGGCUCCCGCAGCUGGCGGCAGCCAUUGGGCUGGUGACGGAGAUCAGCAAGCAGCUGGUGGACCGCAAGAAUGAAGCCGUGUCUGAGAUCAGCAGCACCUUCGAGGAGCUGGAGAAGGCUCUGCAGCAGCGGAAGGGCUUGCUGGUGCGGGACCUGGAGGCAACCUGUGGGGCUAAGCAGAAGGUGCUGCAGGCACAGCUGGAUGCCCUGCGCCAGGGCCAGGAGAACAUCCUCAGCAGCUGCACCUUCACGGAACAGGCGCUGCACCAUGGCACAGAGACGGAGGUGCUGCUAGUGAAGAAGCAGAUGAGCGAGCGGCUGAGCGAGCUGGCCAGCCAGGAGUUCCCCGAGCACCCGCACGAGAAUGACCAGCUUGACUAUGUGGUGGAGACUGAUGGCGUUCGCAAGUCCAUCCUGAACCUGGGCGUGCUCAUCACCACCAGCGCCACAGCACACAAGACGGUGGCCACGGGCGAGGGGCUGCGGCAUGCCGUAGUGGGGCAGCCCUCCUCGCUCAGUGUCACCACCAAGGACAAGGACGGGGAGCUGGUGCGCAGCGGCAGUGCCAGCCUGCGCUUCCAGGUGACGGCGCCGGAUGGCAGUGCUGCCGAGUCCGAGGUGCUUGAUAACAAGAACGGCACCUACGAGCUGCUGUACACACCACGCACUGAGGGUGACUUCCUGCUCUCCAUCCUGCUCUACGGGCAGCCCAUCCGCGGCAGUCCCUUCCGUGUCCGUGCUGUCAAAGCCUCUGACGUGCCUCCGUCCCCUGAUGAUGUCAAGCGCCGUGUGAAGUCGCCCAGCAGCGGGCACAUCCGGCAGAAGGCUGUGCGGCGCCCGUCCAGCAUGUACAGCAGCGGCAAGAAGAAGGAGAACCCCAUCGAAGAUGAGCUCAUCUUCCGUGUGGGAAGCCGUGGUCGGGAAAAGGGGGAGUUCACCAACCUGCAGGGCAUCUCCACCUCCAGCACAGGCCGCAUCGUGGUGGCCGACAGCAAUAACCAGUGUGUGCAGGUGUUUUCCAAUGAGGGCCAGUUUCGGCUGCGGUUUGGUGUGCGGGGCCGCUCCCCCGGCCAGCUCCAGCGGCCGACGGGUGUCACCGUGGACAUGAACGGAGACAUCAUCAUCGCAGACUAUGACAACCGCUGGGUCAGCAUCUUCUCCCCCGAGGGCAAGUUCAAGACCAAGAUUGGGGCUGGGAGGCUGAUGGGCCCCAAGGGCGUAGCUGUGGACCGCAAUGGUCACAUCAUCGUGGUGGACAACAAAGCCUGCUGCGUCUUCAUCUUCCAGUCUAAUGGCAAGCUCGUCACCAAGUUUGGGAGCCGUGGCACGGCUGAGCGGCAGUUUGCAGGUACACUCGAUGGGCCCCAUUUUGUGGCAGUCAACAACAAGAAUGAGAUCGUGGUGACCGACUUCCACAACCACUCCGUGAAGGUGUACAACGCGGACGGCGAGUUCCUCUUCAAGUUUGGGUCGCACGGUGAGGGGAAUGGGCAGUUCAAUGCUCCCACUGGGGUGGCCGUGGAUGCUAAUGGCAACAUUAUCGUGGCUGACUGGGGCAACAGCCGAAUUCAGGUCUUCGACAGCUCGGGCUCCUUCCUCUCCUACAUCAACACGGCCGCCGACCCACUGUAUGGGCCGCAGGGCCUGGCGCUCACCUCGGAUGGACACGUGGUGGUGGCCGACUCCGGCAAUCACUGUUUCAAGGCCUAUCGCUACCUGCAGUAGCUGCAGGGCCUGGGCCGUGCGCGGGGCGGCCCCGGUGCCCCUGUGCUGGAUGGGCCCGGGUGACCUCGGCUCUGGUGCCACGCACUGUGGGGCUGCGGAUCUGGGCUGGCAGCUCCGGCAUCCUAUGGUCACGUCUCUCCGGGCUGGCAGCUCCGGCGUCCCAUGGUCACGGCUCCCAGGCCAGCAGCUCCGGCGUCCUGGCUGCUCUGGCGUCCCAUGGUCACAGCUCCCGGGCUGGCAGCUCCGGUGUCCUGGCAGCUCCGGUGUCCUAGCAGCUCCAGCGUCCCACAGUCGCAGCUCUCUGGGCUGGCAGCUCCGGUGUCCUGCCAUCACUGCUCCUGGGCUGGCAGGUGCCCUGCGCCGUGGGGCACAGCAACCCAGGAUGGACGAGCACCAGACUUGGGGGGGCUCUGCCUGCCAUGGGGCACAGCAGCCCGGGUAGGAUGGGUGCCAGACUCAGGGGCUCUGCCUGCCCGCCCCUCGCCCCCUGCCCGCCGUGGGGCCGCUGUGGGGUGUGCCCCAUAGCGCUGCCCCCUGCCUGGCCCUUCACUGCACUUCACCCCUGCCGUGGGGGUGGCCGAGCCCAGAGCUGCGGCAAGGACGGGUCUGGCCCGGGUGCUAUGGGGUGCUGCGGGGCCUGGGGACAUGCUCGGUGCUCUGCCUCACGGCGGUGUCGGGCGGCCCCACUUUCUGGCUUCUGCUGCAGCAGAGACCUCCGUGCAGGGAGUGGCAGUGCUGUGGGGUGCUGGGCACUCAUGGGGGCCCAAUGCCCUGCCUGGGCCAUGGGGCAGGCGCAUGGAGUGGGGCACCGGCACCCCAUGACCCGGCCACCUGGAGGGUCCCGCUGCCGGCACAGCUCACGCCGCCUUGCUUGCGCGGCCCCAUGGCCCCGCUCCCCAGCUUCGAGCCCAGCCUGGGCGCCGUGCGUGCCACUGCCCCACGGCAGGGCCGCGCGGGGCCGCUGCCAUGUGCUAACACACUGUAUGUACAAAAUAAAGUAUUCUGAAAGUA
Messenger RNA from Rhea pennata, 3579 nucleotides. RefSeq names its product tripartite motif containing 3 (gene TRIM3). Gene Ontology annotation, biological process: proteasome-mediated ubiquitin-dependent protein catabolic process; protein polyubiquitination; negative regulation of translation. Gene Ontology annotation, molecular function: ubiquitin protein ligase activity; protein binding; zinc ion binding. The record is from RefSeq and is a predicted model, not a curated record. The transcript has 12 exons. Bases 325 to 2568 code for a protein of 747 amino acids. Lineage: Eukaryota; Metazoa; Chordata; Aves; Rheiformes; Rheidae.